This is a messenger RNA of Daldinia caldariorum, 921 nucleotides long. RefSeq lists its product as uncharacterized. The record is from RefSeq and is a predicted model, not a curated record. The transcript is spliced from 2 exons. Bases 1 to 921 code for a protein of 306 amino acids. Lineage: Eukaryota; Fungi; Ascomycota; Sordariomycetes; Xylariales; Hypoxylaceae.
AUGCUCUCAGCGGGAAUCGACUGGACGUGUUUUACCUGGAGAGGUUCCAGCGAGGAUAGCCGUGGAGAAGAAAAUCUCGCUCCUAAACAGAUAUUCGGACCCCUUCCGCCGGCCAACUUGAACUCAUUGUCAAGCGUCUCAAAUGCGUCUCAGCAAGAACUGCCGGCAACCCUUGAUGCAGCCGGGCUACGGAAUGGCGAUGCGGAUCACUCUUUUUCAGUACCAAAUUUACGGCGCCGCCUCACAGAGAGCAGACAGGAUGCUCGCUCCGCAAUAGGGCAGAGGCCACGACGAGGCGAGAGAGCGCCGUCCUCGAAGGAUGGACGGGCUCGGCCAACAGGCACGGUUCUCGGGCCGGUUCGUCCAGCGAAAGUAUCCAAGGUGUCGCCCAGCGGGAAAGGGUCUGGUCCUAGACAAGUAAUGAACCCCUCCGAGUUGCCCUCCGAUGCCCAACCACCUCUAUCUGAGCUGGAUCUUCCUAAGCCGCCUCCCGCGCCUGCUUCUGUACCGCUGCGGAGAAGUAGACGCUUACAAGGGAUAAGACCCGAAGCGUUUACGGAUCCCGCCGCGGUUGCUUCGACAGAUUCGGUCGACAGGCUCUUUACCGUGUUUUGCAUAUUAUGGGGUGAGAUGCUCUACUGCCACGGCUACCGGCUGCGGGCGAGCCUUCGGUGCCUGGUGUCAAUCGGCGUGGUGUACCCGCGUCUUGGGCAUCACGGCAAUGCCGAUAAAGCUCAGAACACGGCGAAACAGUGUCGUCGCGAUAAGUCCGGCCUUAACGAAGCCGCUGUACCAUCUUUAAUGUUUCUCGCUAUCUCAUGGAUAUCCGCUUGGUGGAGUCAAAGGAAUAAAGAUUGCGGUGGUGCCCGGACGGUACGGCGCGCCGUGGGGCGGACGACCCGUUCCUUGCCUUCCAUCUAA